AUGAAUCAGUGUUCAAUGCUCACCCAUCUCACUCUUAAAAGAAGUGAUUUCAGAGAAGUCAGAAACUAUCAAGUGUUCGAACAAGGUAUGUUACUUUUACUCCUUAACAACGUUUUUACACUGAAAUUCCGCCAUCAUUUGAAAAAAGCUAACGCAUUUGAACAACUUCUCAGAAUCGAGAGUAUCGAGUCAGCUAAUGAUGUGAUCGAAGUCGAAAAGUUUUGUGAGAAAAGAGCUAAAGAACGACAAAAUGUUGAUAUUAGUAAAGGUAUAACAGAGAAAACCGCAAAAAGGAGAGUGGAGUCGAACAGAGUCAAUGAAAUGCUUCAACUCUUUCAAGACCUUCUUGGUGAAAUGGGAGUGUUUUUUACUGUGAAAAAGUCUCAUGGAAAGAAGGAGACGGUAAAACGCGAAACAAUUGAAAAUGUGUUUUUGAACGGAUGUUGUAUAGAUGAAAAUAUGAUAAGAAGUUAUGGGAAAACAGUCAAUGAAAUAGUUUUAAAGAAACUCAUCGACAAAGAGACUUGCUCUUUUUCUCCUGGAGAAUUAAAAACUUCUGUCAUGUAA
Entamoeba invadens IP1 is the source of this 567-nucleotide messenger RNA. RefSeq lists its product as hypothetical. NCBI's taxonomy places the organism in Eukaryota, Evosea, Mastigamoebida, Endamoebidae. The record is from RefSeq and is a predicted model, not a curated record. The coding region runs from base 1 to 567 and encodes 188 amino acids. The transcript has a single exon.